AUGCAUAUCCCAAAGAUCUCAUCGGGCUUAUGUCCUUCAAAAUUAUUAGCUCGUUCUAUAUCAGACGAUGUUACAUCCACUGCUGAUGCAUUUAAGAGUUGGGACACAUGUAUGGAUAAUAAGACAUGUAAAAUAGUGGCAAUUGUGGGUAUUGUGUUGGCAUCGUUGAUCUGCAUCUGGAUAUUAUCAACGUUAAUUCAAUGUAUUUGCUUGGGUAAAACUUGCCUUGAAUCUUUAUGUAUGUGUUGUUGCCGUCCUGCCAAUCGCCAAAGAGUUGUUGAACAGCAGGUUCCUUAUACCAAUCCAAACAUGUAUCCUACACCAGCACCUUACUAUGCAAGAGAGCCGCCUGCAGUUUACGGUGGUAGAGGCUAUGUGCCAGUUGAUGAUGAUAGCGAUAAGACUAAUCCAUUUUCUGAAGAAAAGCAUACAUCUUAUCGGGGAUACAGGUCUUAG
Messenger RNA from Debaryomyces fabryi, 456 nucleotides. RefSeq lists its product as uncharacterized. NCBI's taxonomy places the organism in Eukaryota, Fungi, Ascomycota, Pichiomycetes, Serinales, Debaryomycetaceae. The transcript has a single exon. The coding region runs from base 1 to 456 and encodes 151 amino acids. Gene Ontology annotation, cellular component: plasma membrane; cellular bud neck. The record is from RefSeq and is a predicted model, not a curated record.